This is a messenger RNA of Phytomonas sp. EM1, 2142 nucleotides long. Lineage: Eukaryota; Euglenozoa; Kinetoplastea; Trypanosomatida; Trypanosomatidae. The record is from the annotation of a GenBank genome assembly.
AUGGCAGGCAAACGGGGGGAGGUGUGGGUGACGGAGUACGACCCGCACACCGGCCGGAUCGCGCUCGAGCGGCGUUCCCCAUCGCACCGAUGGGGGCUCGUUUUCGACGGCGCCGGCCUCCUCGUCGGGAUCGAAAACGCCCUGCGAAACGGCAGCGAGGCCGGCGAGCGGCUUUACUACGCCCUGCAGCAGAGCAAAGGCGCCGCGGGGAUGGCGGUCCUGCAAGUCAACCGCCGCCGCAUCCGCACCGCGAACCUCACCGCGGCCGAGUUGGAGUCGAAGCGGCGGGAGAUUCUCGGGCGCCUGACGGACUGCCUCCGCGGCGACGGCCGGACGCUGCAGAUGGUGGUGGAGAAGAAGAAUCACGCGGAGCUCACCGCCGCGCGGGAGGUCUUCUUUGAAGCCAGCCAGCAGGGCGGGGAGCGCGGCGUCGGACAGCAGGUGUUGUUCAUCCUCGAACGAGCCGCACCGACGAUCCCGUGGGGUCUUAAACUCGCCGCGCUCCCAGACACGCCGCCACUUCUCACGAACUUCUCGGAUAAACUGCAGCUCUCGAAGAAGGCAAAAAAUUUCCUCUUCGACCACCGCGGGCGAUUGCGGGUGGUGAGCGUGAACUACCGGGAUACGCAUCGACAUUUUACGACGGAGCAGCUAAAGCAGUACAUGUCGGAAUCGCUUCUUCUCGCGCUGUGGUUGCAGGUGGCGGACCCACCAAGCGAAGGGAUCGAGGACGCGUCUUUCUUUGGCGAUGGGCAGUCUCCAAGAGAGGCCGCAGAGGACCCGGCGAGUUCCCUGGGGGCUGGAGAAGCCUAUAAGGCUCCGACGAAGGCGGUGGAUAAAGGGGCUGAUAAGAUUCGACUAGGCCAUGAGGAGACGACGGAGCGGUCGGCUGGCGAUGUUAUUGACCGCGAUACGAACCUUGUCGGAGACAAGAAAGGCCUGAGAGGCGCGGAUGCUCUCGACCCUGAGGUAGAUGAUUGGACCAUAGAAAAGGAUUUACUCUCCGAGCAGGAAGACGACACCCCGGAAGACGUGCAAAAUGGAUCCCCUGAGCUCGAUGCGGAACUUGCGGAAUACGAUGCUUUGGAAAAAGAGCUAGAGUCGUUCUCUGCCAUGGAGGAUUUGGAGGAGGCGAGGGAGGUUCCUGAUGAGGGCUUACCAGACGAAAGUGACUCUGCUGAGCUUCAGGGUGCGGAAACAGAAGAGACGAGCCCAGAAGCGGACGUUUCAGCCGCGAAAUCAAAUUCAAAGAAAGAUAAAGUGACAUCCAAAAAAGAUAAAAAGUCGAAGAAAACUCCCAAAAGUAAGAAAAAAUCAUCCACGAACGAGCGCAAAAAGAGCUCGAAGAGAGGGGAGGCAACGACUUUGGAGGAUGAGAAUGAUGCUAUCGAUGAAGAUGGAAUCAGCCGCGAGGAAAUAGAUGAAGCCAUAGAACCGUCAGGCGUGGGGAAUCCCAAGACCCUCAACGACCGCAACGCGGCAGCCGACACGCCGCUAAUCGAGCCGAAACCAACUUCCGCGGAAAUUGCCAUGCGGGUAGCCGAAGAAGCCCGCCACAACGCCAGUGAUUCCUCCAAGACAAGGAAGAGUAAAUCCUCCAAAGAUCCAGAGGCCUUGGAGCGGGAUGCAGCUCCUGGCGAGGAUGCACCUUUGGUGGAUUCGUUGAAAACCUCUGCGGAGGUGGCGAUGGAGGCUGCGGGAAGGGGGGGUGUAAACGGCGAGAUGCCGGCCGUUACCCCCUCCGCACCUUCCGACGCGGCGACGGCAGAGAAUGCCUCCGUUUCCAUCACACAGCUGCUGGCAACGCCCCCGCUGCGGUUUGACAACGAGGUGAUCGCGAACAAAUUCGACGGUAAGGUGCUGGAGCUCUCGCGGCCAUCCACUGAGGUGCCGUGGAAUAUCAAAAUGGCGUUCGUUGGCGACGAGGUUUUGCUGUCGAAGCUGCCGUCCGUCGGGAAUGGGCGGAAGGAUCAUCCCUAUCUCAGGUAUCUUGGCGCGAUGCCGGACGGCAACGUGCGGUGCUCGGUGGAAUCCAUGAAUGGGGUGGACCUACUGAUGGCUAGCAAGGUAGAAAAGGCGAAGCUAAUGGACGCAGUAAAGAAGAGCACAAAGUUGUCUAUGAUUCUGAAAGUAUUACGUUAA